UCCUUCCCUUUGUUUCUCGCCUUCUCGCUCGCUCUCUGGCGGCGAUCGCAUCUCGCCAUCGCGGAUGGAGGUUUCAGCCACCUGAGGCCGAUCCGGUGGUGCCGGCCGCUCGACCCGCGUCCCCGGCGAGGCCGCCGUCCGUCGCCCGCAGCGUUAUUCUCAGAUCCCGUCGAUCGGAUGGAUUCGCCCGAUCUUGAUUCAUAGACGACGCCGGUGAUCGGUCCCCGUGGAGAUGUUCUUGUGAUGCUGAAGCGCGUGGUUGCAUAUGGUGAUCUGGCGGUACUGUUGAUUUAGAUGCACACACUGUAUUCUUUCGCGGUGAUUCCGGGAAUGAAGGAUCUGAUCUUUGCGAUCUCUUGGUGAUAUUCUGGUACUCGGUGACCAUCGUUCGUAUGAGGAGCUUACAGAGAAAUAGAACUGCAACAUAGCAAGCCGGAAAUCAUGGUUGUUGCUCCACAUUGUUAUCUUUCGCAGCUUUUCAGAUCUUUUGAUCAGGAAUGUGAUUCAUCUCAGAAAUAUUUAAUUGGUUACUUGGUCUUGGCUAAAACUGGCAAGCUAGCAAAGGUCAAAAGGGAUACAUUUGACACAGAUUUCGUUGUUGAUAAUGGAUAUCAUAGAGGAUUAAAGAAGAAAAGAUCUGUGGUUAAGACACAGCCUGGAGGUAGUUAUACUGAUCGAAGAUCAAAUGACUGUCUUCUUCCUGGACUUCAUGAUGAUAUCGCACUAGAUUGUCUGGCCUUAACAUGUAGGUCUGAGUACCCUUCACUUGCCUGUCUGAACAAAAGAUUUAACUCACUGAUUCGUAGUGGAUACCUUUACAAAUUAAGGAGACAGCUUGGUGUUAUCGAGCACUGGGUUUAUCUAGCAUGCAGUCUGAUGCCUUGGGAAGCAUUUGAUCCAUUCAGGCGUAGAUGGAUGAGGCUACCACGGAUGCCAUGUGAUGAUUGCUUCUCUUGCGCAGACAAGGAGUCUCUUGCUGUGGGGACCCAGCUUCUUGUUUUUGGACGGGAAGUAAUUGGUUUUGCUAUCUGGAUGUACAGUUUGGUGAGGCAUGAUUGGUCUAGAUGCCCUCCUAUGAAGCUGCAUCGUUGCCUUUUUGGAUCUGGAAGCUCUGGGCACAUCGCUAUUAUUGCUGGGGGAAGUGAUAUGGCUGGCCACGUUUUGAGUAGUGCAGAGUUGUACAAUUCAGAGUGUGGUACUUGGGAGACUUUACCCGAUAUGAAUGUGCCGAGGAGAUUAUGUUCCGGCUUCUUUAUGGAUGGAAAAUUUUAUGUUAUAGGGGGCAUGUCAAACCAUACAGAUCCUUUGACUUGUGGCGAGGAGUACAACAUCGAAUCCAGGACAUGGAGAAGAAUUAGGAACAUGUAUCCUGGUGGAAACAGGGCUACUCAGUCUCCCCCUCUUGUUGCAGUCGUAAAUAAUCAGCUUUAUGCCGCAGAUCAAUCUACGAACGAAGUCAAGAAGUAUGACAAGUCAAACAACACUUGGAAUGUGGUAAGAUCAUUGCCCGUGAGAGCUGACUCUUCCAAUGGUUGGGGUCUUGCAUUCAGGUCAUGCGGUGACAAGUUAUUGGUGGUCGGUGGUCAUCGAGGGCCUCAAGGUGAAGUAAUUGUUCUGCACGUUUGGCGUCCUGAAGAUGGAAACACGGGUGGAGCAGAGUGGGAUGUGCUUUCCAUCAGAGAAAGAGCUGGUGCUUUUGUUUACAACUGUGCGGUGAUGGGUUGUUGAUGCAUGCAAAUGCGUGCUGUUUGUGUGUCAUGAAUUAUAUUAGUCAGGAAAGAUCAGAAGACUUGAUUCAUGAAAUUGCUUAUAUUACUGUUUUUUUGUUUUCUUUUAAGUACUUAAUAUUUUUAAUUCCCCUAUUCAUCGA
This is a messenger RNA of Musa acuminata AAA Group (dessert banana), 1870 nucleotides long. Its product is annotated as F-box/kelch-repeat protein At5g60570-like. The transcript is spliced from 3 exons. The record is from RefSeq and is a predicted model, not a curated record. Gene Ontology annotation, molecular function: protein binding. Bases 442 to 1728 code for a protein of 428 amino acids. Gene Ontology annotation, cellular component: nucleus. Lineage: Eukaryota; Viridiplantae; Streptophyta; Magnoliopsida; Zingiberales; Musaceae.